AAUUUUAACUUAGAUUAAAAUUCUAAUCCAAUAUAAAUAAUAUCAUAAAUAAUAUCUCCUGUAGCAAUACCUUUUUAUAUAUUUUAAUUACUCUUCACACUAAUCUCUCAUUUAACACUUCUCAUUUUUACACUUUCAUACUUAACAAUCCCUAAUUUUCCCAGCACUAAUCCACCUUCAUUUGUUUUGUCAGUUACUUACACUUUGUUUAUUCCCACGUAGAUCCAACCGAAGACUUACCGCAACCCGGCCAAGAGAGGACCCCAGCCAAGAGGAAUACCGUAGCAAUGCUACCAAUCGGCCAAGCGAACGUAGCAGCAAAAGCCGCAGCAAUCACCGCAGGUCCGCUUCCCGACGUCCAAGCGAAAGUCGCAACCGACAAGAUCAACGAAACCGCACCAGUCAUCAUCAAAACAGAUUGGAUCCUGACCUUUACCAAUGUAGGCUAUGUAUGAGGUUCCAUGCCAUACGGUUUUGCCCGAAAUUCAUGAACAUGACAGUCAUCCGGAGGAUUGAGAUGGUCACUAGACACAAAUACUGUGUCAACUGUUUGGCCAAAAGCCAUAGUGUUCGGGACUGUACCUCAAUGGCAAGCUGUCGCAGGUGCCAUAGGUUUCACCACACCCUUCUCCACCCAUCAAACAUUCGUGUCACCAUCGGCAGCCAAACCACACAACGACGACAUCCUCGGCCCAAGCCGCAAAGACAAACCCAGCCCUCAACCAUUCAACGUUCCCAGCUGAACCAGGUCCAAACUAUCACACCACAUACACCAACUACCCAACCUAUCAUUCAACAUCCAUCACCAACCCAGUCCGCCACGCUCACAGCACCCAAUCAACAAAUCAUUCUCGAGGCCAUUAAAUCAUUGGCCAACGUACUUUGUGCCACUAAUAACGGGCCAUCUGUUGCCUAAAGCCAAGGCCGGCGGCAUGUCCAAAGUUGGACAAUAUUUUUUAUUUUUUUGUUAUUAUUAAAUGAAUUUUAUUUUAAUUUGAAUUUUUAUAUUAAUUGUUUUUACUAGAAGAUUAUUUGCAUUUAAGAUACUUUGAAUUAUUAUGAAUUAUUAAAUGAACUGUAUUAUCUUAAUAUUGUAAUUAGUAAUCAGUAUUCGGUACAAUUGAAUUGUCAUUUGUUCUAAAUAUUCGCUGAAUAGCCAUUUAUGUUCUAAACCUAAGUUUCGCGUUUCUUAUAAUUAAAAUAAACCUUCACUUGUAAUUCAUCAGUCGCAGUGAAAACAUUAAAAUAAAAAAAAACCUCCAACUUCACUUA
This is a messenger RNA of Lucilia cuprina (Australian sheep blowfly), 1272 nucleotides long. RefSeq lists its product as uncharacterized. The transcript has a single exon. Bases 452 to 916 code for a protein of 154 amino acids. The record is from RefSeq and is a predicted model, not a curated record. Lineage: Eukaryota; Metazoa; Arthropoda; Insecta; Diptera; Calliphoridae.